Molecule: messenger RNA, 2121 nt
Organism: Alternaria atra
Lineage: Eukaryota; Fungi; Ascomycota; Dothideomycetes; Pleosporales; Pleosporaceae
Exons: 2
Coding region: 1-2121 (706 amino acids)
Cellular component (GO): cytosol
Molecular function (GO): FMN binding; flavin adenine dinucleotide binding; NADPH-hemoprotein reductase activity
Source: RefSeq, a predicted model, not a curated record
AUGUCAGACCUGAGGUCACAACUUAAUCCACUCCUGCAAGCGCUGAAUACGGCACCUAUAUUCAGCAGUCUCAAGCCCUCGACUACAGCAGAUGGCCUAGCUGCAUUUCUGUUCCUUCUCGCGUCGCUUGGUUAUCUCUCUCGUGGUCGCAUUUGGGACAAACCGGAUCCAAACUACCAUGUGUAUUUUGAGAGACCGCAAGUCGCAGAGGGCUCUUCGGACGGAAAGGCAGUCACAACCCGGGACGUUUCCCAACGCCUCGAUGAGGGUGGUUAUCAUUGCGUCAUAUUCUGGGGCUCACAGUCCGGUACGUCGGAGCGCCUCGCCGAAAACCUAGGUCGAGAGUGCGCCGCACGCUUUGGUAUAAACUCUCUUGUGGCAGACCUAUCCGAUUACGACGCCGAAAGCAUUGCCAACAUCCAGAAGAAGUACUUCGCCAUCUUUAUCGUAAGCACGUACGGCGAAGGCGAUCCUAGCGACAACACUGCUGGUCUUUGGGAUUGGAUCAAGCGGGUCGGCGAAAACAAGAUUCGGCUUGGGAGCUUACGAUACCUGGCUUUCGGCCUCGGCAACAGUAACUACAAGUACUACAACAGGGUCCUCGACGUUGUUGCGGAUGCCUUCGACACUGCUGGCGCUACUGCGCUCAUCCCACGCCAGAGAGCCGACGAUGCCAACGGAGGAACAGAGGAAGACUACCAGGCAUGGAAAGAUGAUGUCUUCGCUCUGCUUACUCAGAUAGGUUUCCAGGAGAAGGCUGUUACUUACGAGUCCAACAUCGAAGUUGAUCUCACCGCCGUGAGUCAUGGUUCCGAAGAGCAUUCUGUUACUUCAGCACAUCAUCAACGAUCUGCCACCAACUCAGCCAUUGUCCCCUUGACCAUCAAGCACGCUCGUGAGCUGUUCACAUCGGGCGAUCGCAACUGCGUACAUCUGGAGGUAGACCUAGGGAAUAUGGAUAUCGUGUACAAGACCGGAGACCAUAUCGGCGUCUGGCCAGUUAAUCCUGAAGAGGAAGUCAGUCGACUGCUAGACGUCCUCAGUUUGCAAAACCGCAGGCGAGAGCGCCUUAUUGUCACACCCAAGAGUGAUGCCAACAAGCCGAAGAUACCAUGUCCCUCAACGCUUGAGACAGCUUUCCGGAACCAUCUGGAAAUUUGUGCUCCCAUGGCCCGUAAGGCAGUGCUGGAAGUCGCACAGUUUGCGCCCACACCUGAAGCCAAAUCGAAGCUUCUUGACAUCGCUCAGGAUCGUGAGCGUUACGAACGGUUCACAGCCUCUACACAUAUCACGUUCGCUAGGUUGCUCAAGCUUGUCAGCCCCGGGGUUGCGUGGAGCUCGAUACCGCUCGCCUUCGUUCUGGAGAACUUGCUACCAUUGCAGCCACGAUACUACUCCAUCUCUUCAAGCUCUGUGAUAUCACCACGGCGUAUCGCCAUCACCGCACUCGUCGUGAAUAAGACCAUCACAACUGUGGACCAGUCAACUGCCACUAUCCAUGGGCUGACAUCAAAUUACCUCUUGUCGGCCUCCAACCUCCAACCGGCUGCUAACACACCGGUACCCGUCUAUCAUCGCUCGGUCGAAAGUGGAGACCUCCAGGGUCAGGCAAUCCUCGCGCACGUCAGGAAGUCGAAGUUCAAACUUCCCAUCACGUCUUCGACUCAAUUAAUCAUGAUCAGCGCUGGUACUGGUUUCGCACCUUUUCGUGCUUUCCUCCAAGAGCGCGCAAAGUUGCAUGCAAUCGGUAAAUCGAUCGGCAAGAUGUUGUUGUUUUUCGGUUGUCGUAACCAGAAUGACUACAUCUACCAAGACGAGCUGGUAAAGCUGCAGGAACAGCUAGGCGAGAAACUAGAGAUCGUCACUGCGUUCUCACGAAUGCAGGGGCAACCCAAGAUAUACGUGCAGGACCGGGUUGCGGAGCUGGCUGGCAAGGUGCUGGAGAUGCUGGAGUCAGGAGCGAACAUGUACAUUUGCGGUAAGGCGAGCAUGGCACGAGAGGUAGAUAUGAAGCUCGAGGAAGCUGUCAUGGAGAAGAAAGGCUUGGCUGAGGUAGAUGUCAAGGCAUGGGCCGACGCGUUGAAAAAGCGAGGGAAAUGGAAGGCGGAUGUCUGGGGGUGA